AUGAAGCAUCAUCUCAUGGUCGGCACCUGGACUGCCCCCGGUCGCAUCUAUACUGUUCAAUUUGACGAUGAGGCUCUCACACUCGACCUGGUCAAGAAAACCGACAUCCCCGAGGCCGAGCCUAUCUCGUGGAUGACCUUUUCGCACGACAAAAAGACUAUUUAUGGGGCUGCCAUGAAGAAGUGGAACAGCUUCGCCGUCCACAGCCCGACCGAGAUCGCGCACCAGACAUCGCACCCAGUCGCUGGUCACCCGCAGGCUGCCAGCAACGACACCAACACCCGCGCUAUCUUUGUGCUCGCCGCCCGCCAGCCGCCCUACAAUGUGUACGGCAACCCUUUCUACAAGUAUGCCGGCUACGGUAAUGUGUUUUCCGUGAAGCCUAACGGUGCUCUGGACACCAACGUGCAAAACUACGAGUAUGAGCACACAACCGGUAUCCACGGCAUGGUCUUCGACCCUACCGAGACCUACCUGUACUCGGCCGAUCUCCAGGCCAACAAAAUCUGGACACAUCGCAAAGACCCCCAGACGGGCCAACUGACGCUUGUCGACUGCCUCGAGGCUCCCUCGCCUGAUGACCACCCGCGCUGGAUGGAGAUUCACCCCAGCGGGAAGUAUUUGUAUGCCCUCAUGGAGGCGGGUAACCGACUGGCAGUCUACGUGAUCGAUGAGCGUGCUCACAAACCGGUGUUCACCCACAUUACCUACCCAUUACUGCCUUCUGGUGAGUGCGAUUCAAGUCAGAGAUGUCGACCAUCCAAGCUCAUUCCCCUUCUUCCUGGUACAGGACUGCCCCCACGCAACAAGUACCGCGGCGAUGUCACUUUCACCACACAGAGUGGAGAGUAUUUGUUCGCCACAACGCGGUCGAAUCAUUUCGACGUAACAGGGUAUAUCACGGCGUUCAAGCUGGGCCCGCAUGGCGAGAUCGAGCGCCAGCUGUUUAUCAACCCCACCUCAACCAGCGGCGGGCACUCGAAUGCAGUCAGCCCCUGUGACUUUAGUGACGAGUGGCUGGCCCUCUGCGAUGACCAACUGGGGUUCGUCGAAAUGUACCGGUGGCGCGACGAGAAGUUGGCUCGAGUGGCCCGGGUGGAUAUCCCUGAACAAGGGUUUGGCAUGAACGCCAUCUGGUACGAUUAA
Molecule: messenger RNA, 1146 nt
Organism: Penicillium alfredii
Lineage: Eukaryota; Fungi; Ascomycota; Eurotiomycetes; Eurotiales; Aspergillaceae
Product: lactonase family protein
Exons: 2
Coding region: 1-1146 (381 amino acids)
Molecular function (GO): protein binding; 6-phosphogluconolactonase activity
Source: RefSeq, a predicted model, not a curated record